Molecule: messenger RNA, 551 nt
Organism: Sinocyclocheilus rhinocerous
Lineage: Eukaryota; Metazoa; Chordata; Actinopteri; Cypriniformes; Cyprinidae
Product: XK-related protein 9-like
Exons: 2
Cellular component (GO): membrane
Source: RefSeq, a predicted model, not a curated record
AAUCAUAAUCAUGACAAAUACUGGAAAGAGAUUUACCUGGUUUCGGUGGCUAUGCACUGUUUUUGGACUACUUUUUUAUUUAGCAGACAUUGGAUCAGACUUCUUGUUAUCUGUGCAGUAUUUCAAAAGGGGACAUGUCACCUGGGCUGCACUGACUCUUGUGUUUGUUCUGGUCGGAUCUUUAUGCAUACAGAUAUUCAGCUACGCAUGGUUCAAAGAUGACAAGGAAAAUUAUGAAGAAGAUGACAAGGGUCUGUCCACUUGCCAUCUUAUCAGUAUACAUGUACUGCAGAUAGGCAUUUUUACAAGGUAUGUCCAUCUCCUGAAGAGGAGUUUUAAAGCCCUGCGUUCGGAAGACACUCAAGAGGAGGAGCAGUUCCAUCUUUUCGGCCUUGCUACAGAUCUUAGCAUGCUCCGCAUGUUUGAGACGUUCCUGGAGAGCGUUCCUCAACUCGUUCUGCAGGUCUAUAUCAUACUGGAGCAUAACCAUCGCUCUAAUCUGCAAUGUGAGUCCUGCAGAUUAGAUACAGUCAUUACAUGCACAUCUGCAC